Messenger RNA from Ustilaginoidea virens, 2313 nucleotides. RefSeq lists its product as uncharacterized. Lineage: Eukaryota; Fungi; Ascomycota; Sordariomycetes; Hypocreales; Clavicipitaceae. The transcript has 3 exons. The record is from RefSeq and is a predicted model, not a curated record. The coding region runs from base 1 to 2313 and encodes 770 amino acids.
AUGGCGAGCAACAACAAAAGAGGGGAAGCCCCGAGCAUGAACCGGUUCAUGCAACAGCAGCGGCACGUUGGAAAGAACGACAUGGCGCCGCCUCGUACUACCAGUGGCCUGCAGGGACAGCAGAUGACGGGAGAGUGGCAAGGUAACAACAACUUCAACAUGCCAGUGACGGGUUCACUGCCAGGACAGUUCAUGUCUCCCCAUACGCCCACGAAUUCUGGUAUGGACUCGGCCAAUGUCCCGCGCUCGGGUCAGUUCAACCCUCUUUUGCAGCAACGAUUUGCCUUUCAGGAAAGCGGGCAGGGCUUCCACCAGCUCGACUAUACCGGCACGCCUUUAGGGGCCUUGCAGGAAGCCGACCGUCAUCUGGGAAAUCGCAAUGUGGCCUCUUCUGCUCUGGACGUUGGCUUGACGAUGCCAAUGCAACCACCGCCGUCCGGGAACUUGAUGGGAGGAAUGAAUCGUGGCCCGGAGUUUUUUGACGGUUCCGUCGGUAACAGACCCGGGUUGAGUGACUACCGUGCAUCAUCAUACACGGGCACUCAGCCUCUCCAUGCCGGCGCUGCUCAAAGCCAGUCAUACGACUCUUUUCCGAACCAAGAGACGAUGGCGCCCUAUUACCGAAUCCCCGGAAGCCAUGGCAUCUCGCAGCAUGAUGGAGUCACGUCUGCCACCGACUUCGAAACGAACGUGCAGAAUAUGCAAAUGAUGGGUGUCUCCGGAUCGUCUGCAAACGAACCCCAACCGGUGGUGAAUCAGUCAAUUAAUCAGACACUUGGCCCCGUGGAACUUUCCGAUCGGUACUAUGCGAAUCCCAUGGUUGGAAAAUCCGGUCAGAGUCUCAAGGUUGCGCAACCUGUAGGACGAGGCAUGGGAGGAGCAGGUGGCAUCAACCCCGUCAAAAGGACAUUUCGCAACCAAGAGUGGCCAACAGAGAGCCAUGCGGUGGUUCAACGAAAGCCUGCCGAACCCUCGAGGGCACCACAGACUAAAGCCGCACCGGGGUCGGCCGCCACGGCGCUGGGCAUCGUUGAAGCGGGCAUAGAACGCGCAUUCGUCUGCGGCUCACUUAUAGCUCAUGCGAGAAUGUUUGCGCAUUUGAAGCAUGAACUGGAAAGCAACGGAACCCUUGCCGGACGCAAGAUAGCUUUAUCCGAAGACGGAACUACCGACGCGUUGGUGCAAGGCCUCCGGGGGCGCCUGGUCGAAAACCAUACGAAACUGCGCACAGAGUCACUGGGGCACGAAAAACUGGUACAGGUUCAUAACUGGGUGAAGGAUCAGCUUCUCCCCAAGAGUCAAAGGCAGGCACGCGCCCCGACUGAGCGCGGUACUGGCCGGCCGCUGUAUGGCGGCCUCUCGAAACCCUUUAGUUCCAAUAACGACGCAAAGAACACCACGGCCAAGACGAGACCUGGCAGGAGAACCGGCAAGGCAGCCGCAAAGUCCGGCUCAAGCAGUAUGGCGGCGAGCAAAGGAAAGGAACCCAUGCCGACCAGCACGAGCCAAUGCACUGCAUUUCACCACGGGGGCCCCGAAGACGACGAGGCUCAGGCUCAAUCUGGCACAAGCCGCUGCAUGUUGACGAAGCAUGGGGAAGCCGAGGCUCAAGACCUGCCUCACGGCACAAUUGUCGUGAAUCCAGUCGAGGCUGCGGGAGUUGAUGAAGCAGCACCAAGGGUCCCCAAACGCAAAGCCUCAUCAGCAGGGCAAGCAGGUGGUCCGGCAUCGAAGAGGGCCAGGAAGGCCGGUGAAAGACAGGCACAGCCUCCCCCCUCGCCAGCCGCCCAGCAAGGAGGCGGCGCAGAGCAAGGUGUUCGGGGAGCCAGACUCCUGUCCCUUGACGACUUUUUCCAUGACGCAGAGUCCGACGACCGAGGCGCUAUGCAAACAAUGCCCGCCCAACCUGCAGGCGGGAUAGACGGCCGCUGCGACGCCGGUACGGAGCCGUUCAAGCCCGCCGCCCUGGAGGGGAAUCAAGAAGACGCGGCAAGCAGCGAGGCGCGCCAGAGCGCGCAAGAGGAAGCGAGAAAGAUAGGCCGCGGGAGGCAGGAAUAUGAAGAGGAGGAGCUCACGGGAGCUGCAUCACGCAGCGUUGCCUACGAAAGUCUAGGGCAAGCCGUCGCAGGCGCUGCCGGAGACCUGGCUCCUUCGAACGACCAUGGCUUCUUCAUGCACGACAUGAGCGCGUACGACGUGGCCAGCUGCCUCGACGCGUCAUACGGCACGUCGGACAGAGACGAGUUUGACGAGAUGAAAUGGGCCGUCGGCUACCAAGGCGGUGGUGGUGGUCUGGGCUUUGACGAAUCCUAG